AAGAGAGGAGCAAUUCUGAAAGUAAAUGCAACUCUGCGUGUUGUGUAGAGUUCAGCUGUAGAGUGUUGCUCCACAAGUCUCCACUUUCUUUUCGGUGUAAAAAACUAAGCUAGCAACAUCAUGGGUCGUAUGCACGCUCCUGGCAAGGGUAUUUCCCAAUCAGCUCUCCCCUACAGACGCACAGUGCCAUCCUGGCUGAAGCUUAACGCUGAGGAUGUGAAGGACCAGAUCAAGAAGCUGGGCAAGAAGGGCCUGACACCCUCCAAAAUUGGUAUCAUCCUGCGUGAUUCGCAUGGUGUGGCUCAGGUGCGUUUUGUCAAUGGCAACAAGAUUCUGCGCAUCAUGAAAUCGGUUGGCCUUAAGCCCGACAUCCCUGAGGAUCUUUACCACAUGAUCAAGAAGGCUGUCGCUAUCCGCAAGCAUUUGGAGCGCAACCGCAAGGAUAAGGAUGGCAAGUUCCGUCUGAUUCUGGUCGAGUCCCGCAUCCACCGUCUGGCUCGUUACUACAAAACCAAGAGCGUGCUUGCGCCCAACUGGAAGUACGAGUCGAGCACAGCUUCCGCUCUUGUUGCCUAAGUUUUCUUUACCAAUUAUAAACUAAUGUGUGAGUGCAUACAUUUUUAAUGUACACCAAGUAGACCACAAAAGCAGCAAAAUAAAACUAUAAUUUUGAGGAAAACACAAAA
Drosophila nasuta is the source of this 686-nucleotide messenger RNA. It is a transcript of the gene RpS13, whose product is annotated as ribosomal protein S13. The transcript is spliced from 3 exons. Lineage: Eukaryota; Metazoa; Arthropoda; Insecta; Diptera; Drosophilidae. Gene Ontology annotation, cellular component: nucleolus; ribosome; cytosolic small ribosomal subunit. The record is from RefSeq and is a predicted model, not a curated record. The coding region runs from base 121 to 576 and encodes 151 amino acids. Gene Ontology annotation, biological process: translation. Gene Ontology annotation, molecular function: structural constituent of ribosome; small ribosomal subunit rRNA binding.